Molecule: messenger RNA, 2277 nt
Organism: Polyodon spathula (Mississippi paddlefish)
Lineage: Eukaryota; Metazoa; Chordata; Actinopteri; Acipenseriformes; Polyodontidae
Product: proprotein convertase subtilisin/kexin type 4-like
Exons: 15
Coding region: 1-2277 (758 amino acids)
Biological process (GO): peptide hormone processing
Cellular component (GO): trans-Golgi network; Golgi membrane
Molecular function (GO): serine-type endopeptidase activity
Source: RefSeq, a predicted model, not a curated record
AUGAUUAGAUUGCUAUUUUUUGUUCAUAUAAGUAAAGUAUAUCUUGAAAAAAAAAUCUACUACACGAAUAGCUGGGCUGCCCACAUUGUCGGCUCGCCCGAGGAGGCUUACAAGAUUGCAGAGAGACACGGAUUUAUCAGCCUGGGCAAGAUUUUUCCAGAUGAUAAUUACUACCACCUGAAGCACAGGGCAGUAGCUCAGACGUCUCUCAGGGAGCACAGCAGCCACAAUGUGCGAUUGAAAAAGCACCCAAGGGUUCGCUGGUUUGAGCAGCAGACUGUAAAAGUCCGGAAGAGAAGAGAUUCUAUCAACCAGAAGACCGACCCCAUGUUCAAUCAGCAGUGGUACCUGAGCAAAGGCUUUAAUCUGAAUGUGCUGUCUGCCUGGGAGCGAGGCUAUUCAGGGAGGGGGGUUGUGGUCACAAUACUGGACGAUGGUAUUGAGAAGAAUCACCCUGACCUCGCUGCUAAUUAUGACCCUGAUGCUAGCUAUGACAUCAAUGACAAUGAUCCGGACCCCCAGCCUCGUUACACAGACAACGAUGAGAACCGGCACGGGACACGCUGCGCUGGGGAGGUCGCUGCUGUCGCCAACAACGGCGUGUGUGGAGUCGGGGUGGCGUUCCGCGCUGGCAUUGGAGGUGUGCGCAUGCUAGACGGCCAUGUGACUGACAUUGUGGAGGCUCGCUCCCUCAGCUUGAACCCUCAGCACAUCCACAUCUACAGCGCCUCCUGGGGGCCAGAGGACAACGGCAAGACCGUGGACGGGCCAGGCAGGCUGGCUAGAGAGGCUUUCCUCCGGGGCAUCACUUACGGGCGGGGCGGCCUGGGCUCCAUCUUCCUUUGGGCCUCAGGGAACGGGGGGUUCCGCUACGACAACUGCAACUGCGACGGCUACACCAACAGCAUGUACACGCUGUCUGUGGGCAGUGCCACUCAAAGGGGAACCGUGCCCUGGUACAGCGAAGCCUGCUCCUCCACCCUCACCACCACCUACAGCAGUGGCAGCCAGCACGACCGCAAGAUCAUCACCACGGACAUUCGGCAGCGCUGCACAGAUCAGCACACAGGGACCUCUGCGUCUGCCCCGCUGGCUGCUGGGAUUGUUGCUCUGGCACUGGAGGCAAACCCCACUCUGACCUGGAGGGACAUGCAGCACCUGGUGAUCCGAGCCUCCCGGCCAGCAGAGCUGCAGGCCAGUGACUGGGUCACCAACGGAGUGGGGCGCCCUGUUAGCCACCAUUACGGGUACGGUCUGUUGGAUGCUGGGAAGCUGGUGGACCUGGCCAGGAAUUGGGAGGCGGUUCGACCUCAGAGGAAGUGCUUCAUCGAGGUGGUCAGAACCCCCCUGACGAUCCCGGGGAGGCUGGUGAUUAGCAGGAACGUGUCGGCGUGCGCAGGGACUCCAGACUGGAUCCGCUCCCUGGAACACACGCAGGCACGCCUCUCCCUGACCUACAGCCGGCGGGGAGACCUGUCCAUCACACUGACCAGCCCACGAGGGACGCGCUCCACUCUCGUCGAGAUCAGGCCGUUUGACAUGUCGACUCUGGGCUAUAGUGACUGGUCUUUCAUGACGACACACUCCUGGGACGAGGACCCCAGGGGCCUGUGGACCCUGGAGCUGCUGAACAAGGGGGAUUACAGGAACACAGGCAUCCUGACACGCUUCCUGCUGGAGCUGUACGGGACGGACGAGAAUGUGAUGGCCCGCCGUGUGGAGAGCAGCGUGGUGCACGAUUGCAAGGUCUGGAGUCUGCAGGGGGGCUGCAGAGAAUGCCAGCACCCCUUGUAUGUCUUCAACCACCUCUGCCUGGUCUCCUGCCCUCCCCACCACUACGAGUGGACCCAGAUCCUCAACAGCACCCCGAUCCGGUUGUGUCGUGCCUGUCACCCCACCUGCUACACUUGUCGGGGUAGCGGAGCCCACAACUGCACGGGCUGCCCGUCCUUCUCCGCCUUCGACUCCGAGAAGGGCGGCUGCCUCCCGCCUGUGUACCCAAAAUACCUGGACAUGCAGGAAGAGGCUGUGUCCACAGGGGGGCUGCAGCGCAUGGCAGCCGUGGCAGGGAUCAUCGUGGGCAUUCCCCUGGCGACCUUCUGCCUGAUGUGGGCAGCUUCCUGGCUGCUGGCCCGCCUCCCCGCUCCCUCCAGCGCCCUGCCAGCCAGCGAGGUGGGCGGAGGCACGGAGAUGGUGCGGCUGCACAUCCCCAGCGAGGACGAGGCAGGGGGCAGUGAGAGCGAGGCGCUCAACCUGGGGGUCCAGAGGGACAUUUGA